UUAUGAAGCGUGGAAUUUGGCUUUCAUUACUGUCUCUCUCCAAACACCAUCAAGCACUCAUCAAUUCCCAUGUCUGGUUUCUUUCUUCCUCUUUCCUCUUAUGUCCUCCUCCCACAGUGAUUUCCAAACACACCACUCCUUCAUAGUCCUUGUUUUGGAAAUAUAGCCAUGGCCUUGUCCUUUCUUACUAUCAUUUCUUUCUCUUCAUAACUUCUCUCUCUCUCUCUCUCUCUCUCUCUCUCAAAAACUCUACUAGAGCUUUUCAUAAAUAGUACUAUUUGAAGCAGACAACAAAGGCCAAGUAAUUGAUACCCUCCAAAAUCCCCUGUUUCCCCUCAUCUCUGUUUUUUUCCUCUGUUCUUUUUCAUCCUUCAUAGCUUCUCUAUAUAAAAGAAAAGAGAAUACCAAUGGAAAAGUGGGAUAAACCCUUAAGAGAUCACAGGAAACAGCAUAACAGAGAAAACCCAUCUUUCUCUUCCACUCUUCUUGACGUAAUCUACCGUUCCAUUGACGAAGGACAAACGGAGGAGAAAGAAGAAAAACUCAUAUUCUACAGAGAAACCAUGAGGAAGCAGAAACAGAACAACUGUUUCAGAGAGGAAGGUGAAGCUGAAAAACUCAACUUUCGCAGAGCCAGAAAGGUAGAGAAUCGGAGCGAGAAAGUAGUAAGAGGAAGGAAUUCCUUGACAGAAAUUGAAAGAAGAACACGAAGCAAUUCAAAUACACUCUCCAUGCAUUCAACCUCAACAUCAUCAGAGUCAAGUUCUGUUGGUGGGUUUUCUUCAUCAGAGUCAGAGUCCUUCUAUGGAGUGCAGAGGCCAAAGCCAAUUCGAACAAGUGUUUCUGAGAAAAAAACCAACUUUGAUGCACUCCAUGGCCAUAGGAACCAUUCUACUCAGACCCAAAAGCCAAAGCAUGAGAAUGGCUUUGGGAAAACAAAGUCCAAAGCUCUGAGAAUCUUAUAUGGUGAAUUGAAGAAAGCAAAGCAACCCAUUUCACCAGGUGCUAGACUUGCUAGCUUUCUCAAUUCUCUUUUCAAUUCAGGUGGAAAUGCUAAAAAGGCAAAGGUUUCAACUUCUGUUGUGGAUUCUAAAUCAGCACAACCUUCUUCAACUUGCUCAUCAGUUUCUUCCUUUACAAGGUCUUGUUUGAGCAAAACCCCUUCUUCAAGAUCAGGUGCCAAAAGGUCUGUGAGGUUUUGCACUGAGAGUGUGAUAGUGGAUGAAGAUUGCAGGCCAUGUGGGCACAAAAAUCUGCAUGAAGGUGAAGAGGGUUUGGUGGCUAACUCUGCCAUGAAGAAAAACUAUGGCAAGAACAGCAAUGAGGAGCUUAGGUUCCAUGUGAUGCAGGAGAGUCGCAGGGUGGAGGAGUUAGCUAGAGACUUGUUAAAGAAUUAUCAGAAAAAGAAUGAAGUUGACUUUGAUCUGCAUUAUGAAGAUGAAGAUGAUGAUGAUGCAGUUAGUUGUUCAAGUUCUGAUCUUUUUGAAUUGGAUAAUCUUUCAGCUAUUGGAAUUGAGAGGUAUAGGGAAGAAUUGCCUGUGUAUGAAACUACCCAUUUCAAUACCAAUAGAGCCAUUGCCAAUGGCUUCAUUCUGUAA
Molecule: messenger RNA, 1598 nt
Organism: Gastrolobium bilobum
Lineage: Eukaryota; Viridiplantae; Streptophyta; Magnoliopsida; Fabales; Fabaceae
Product: protein BIG GRAIN 1-like B
Exons: 1
Coding region: 408-1598 (396 amino acids)
Biological process (GO): auxin-activated signaling pathway
Source: RefSeq, a predicted model, not a curated record